AUGGCAACCGAGGAGGCCAGCGACUGGGCAGAGGCCCGUGACGAAGGCUUCUUUGCCAUCGAGAACCCCGAGCACGCGCCAGCCGACGCAACAAGCGACGUCUCUAGCGUCGAUAGCGUCGACAGCAGCAGCGAUGCAUCGGUGCUCCACGGCGCAUGCCCCGUCUGCCUCAAACCGCUCGUCGACGGCGUCCUCGUCGCCGCCUGCCUCCACGAGUUUUGCCGCGCGUGCAUACUUCAGUGGGCCGACCACUUGCGCGACCGAGGUGCGCCCGUGCGAUGCCCCAUCUGCCGCGCGCCAUUCGCACAGCUCUAUACGAAUGUCGCGUCCGCCGACGACUACGACGUGGAAGACCUCGCGACGACCGCGCCGUCCCCACGCAGCUUGGCGCGACGACAGCGCGCCCUUAUCUAUCGCCGCGCCUCGGUUUCGGUCGCAGACGCUCGCCGCCGGCAGUGGCCCGCCAUCUACAAGACGAACGACCAGGCCAUGUCCUGGAUACGGCGAGAGCUCGGCGUUGUCCUUGGCGCGACCACUGACACGAGCCUCCUGCAGCAGAUCAUCGCAUCCCAGCUU
Saprolegnia parasitica CBS 223.65 is the source of this 576-nucleotide messenger RNA. RefSeq lists its product as hypothetical. The record is from RefSeq and is a predicted model, not a curated record. Gene Ontology annotation, molecular function: metal ion binding; ubiquitin protein ligase activity. The transcript has a single exon. Gene Ontology annotation, biological process: protein monoubiquitination; protein polyubiquitination. Lineage: Eukaryota; Oomycota; Saprolegniomycetes; Saprolegniales; Saprolegniaceae. The annotation marks the transcript as partial.